Messenger RNA from Lodderomyces jiufengensis, 1659 nucleotides. Its product is annotated as anaphase promoting complex subunit. The record is from RefSeq and is a predicted model, not a curated record. Lineage: Eukaryota; Fungi; Ascomycota; Pichiomycetes; Serinales; Debaryomycetaceae. Gene Ontology annotation, biological process: anaphase-promoting complex-dependent catabolic process; protein K11-linked ubiquitination. Gene Ontology annotation, cellular component: anaphase-promoting complex. Bases 1 to 1659 code for a protein of 552 amino acids. The transcript has a single exon.
AUGAAUUCAUCAGGGUAUUGGGAAAGAUCAAGUUCAGGACAUAAUAAUAAUAAUAUCAAUAGUAGUAUUAAUUUAAGUGGGAAUACAACAACAACAAAUACUAAUGAAUCAUCAAAUAUAAUAAAUCAAAGAAUACAGCCAACAAACCAACAACAAUUACAAUCAGAUUUUACUUUAUCAUCAGAUAUUAAUAAUAUAACUUCAAGUAGUGAUCAACUAAAUACAUCUCAGCGAUUUUUUGAAUUAAUUAAUAAUCAACCUAUUCAACAUGAAGUUCAAUUACAACCACAAUUUACACCAGAAGAAAUUCAACAUUCAAUAAAUAAUAAUAUUAAUUCAUCUUUUUUAAGUGGCAGUAAUAAUAAUGAUCAAAAUAAUAGUAUCAGAUUUACGAACAAUAAUUUUAUGCAACUGAUUGAUGAAGAUGAUGAAUUAAACCAUGAUGAUGAAAGAUUACAAGAAACUUUUCAAAGAAUGAACCAAAAUGCUGCUUCUUUCAAUGUUGAUGAUGAUGAUAAUAUUGGUGAAGAUGAAGAAGAAGAAGAAGAAGAAGGGGAGGAGGAAAACGGAGAUAUUGAUGAUGAUUUUGACGCAAUAGAUCAUGAUAUGAUUAGUCAUGGUACUACCACAAGUCAUAUUCAUCGUCAUAAUAGUAGGAAUAGAUUUGAAGAAGAAGAUGACGAUGAAGAAGAUGAAGAUAUUGAAGAAAGAAUACAACAGGAAGAAAAUAGUACAUCAUCAUCAUCACAACCAAGUUUAGAACAAAUUCAAAAAGUUUAUUACACAAAGGGAUUACAAGAACUAGAUAAUUUACAACUAGUUGACUUAUCACCAUUAGCAACCUGGAAAUUAUCAUCCUAUAAACAAGGUUUUGGUUUAGCGCAGCUAAGAGAAGAUAACCCAGAAUCAUAUUGGCAAAGUGAUGGUAGUAAUGGUGGAAAUAAUACAAAUCCCAACAGUUCAAAUUUAGUAAAUAAUCAUUUAAAUAAUCCACAUUCUAUCACUAUACAAUUUAUUAAAAAAGUUUCUUUGGAAAGGAUAUCUAUUUUUACAAAUUAUUCACUUGAUGAAAGUUAUACACCAAGCAAAAUUAAAAUCAUGGCAGGGUCUAGUGAAGGUUGGGAUUUAAUUGAAGUAUGCACUGUUAAUUUCAAUCAACCUAUUGGAUGGUCUCAUAUAAUAUUCAAUGGAAUGCGAAAAGAUGCAGUAUUAAAAUGUUUUAUGAUUAAGAUUUUCAUAUUGGCAAAUCAUCAAGAAGGUAAAGAUAGUCAUAUUAGAGCUAUUAGAUGUUUUGGUAGAAAGAAUCAACCUCAAAGAUAUUUAACAAGUGAUUAUUAUGAUAAAUUAAGUCAUUCAACUAGUUUGAAUAAGGGAAUAAUUGAGCACCUGGAUUUAUUGAAAGAUUUAAGUAUUGCUAGUGGGUCUACCAGUUUAUCUGGUAUUUCAUUGAAUCAAAGAGUACUAUCUACUAGUACAAAUAAAGAUCAACCGAUAAAUCAUAAUGAACCUACUGAAGAUGAGAAUGAUAUUGAUGAGGAAGACCUUUCUAUAGAGAUGGACCCGGAAACGUCAAGAAUUUUAAAAAAUGUAAAUGAUGUAGUAAGAAAUAACGUCGGAUUUCAAAGUUUAGAAUUAACAAGUGUAUCUUCAAUACGAUAA